Molecule: messenger RNA, 2040 nt
Organism: Caenorhabditis remanei
Lineage: Eukaryota; Metazoa; Nematoda; Chromadorea; Rhabditida; Rhabditidae
Exons: 4
Coding region: 1-2040 (679 amino acids)
Molecular function (GO): protein binding
Source: RefSeq, a predicted model, not a curated record
AUGAUCCUAAGAAUCACCUUCUCCCUCUACUCUCCCAAAACCCGGGAACUUGUGAGGUCACUCAACUUCAAAGCUGACAGUUUCAAGGUGCAUAUCGGGAACAAGAUAAGCAUCUGGAUAGCCUACAAAUAUCAAAAAAUCGAUUUGGAUUUCUUUGCCAACCGGGGUGAAAAUCAGGAGCCACGCGUGGAGCUGGAGCCACCCGGAUUCACAGAGCUAUCGAUUCCAGAUGGCAGACUUAAAAUCUAUAAAAAAGAAUACGAGAUGAAAGAUUGGGUUGAUCAUUUCCUAUAUAUCUUUCACACCUCGAGAAUCAUGGAGCUGCAACUGAGCAGUAAUCGAUAUGAUAUAAACUCGCUAUACAAGAAUUUCGACAAAGUCACCACUUUAAUUUGUAGCCUCGAAGAUAGAGACAUUUACACCAGGGAGUUUAUAGAGACUUUCAAAAAUGUAGAGAAUCUUUACAAUGCUGGACGAUUUCUAUACGAGGGGAAGGAAACUGACUGUCAUCAGAUUCUAAUGAGAAACUACACCUGCCUAGACUUUUUCCACUCGACUACAUUGGGAUUGGAUGAGUUGCUCAUGAUAAACAGCAUCAACUGCACGUUUUUCUAUGAGUCUUUCACUGAGAAAGAGAUGAACAUGUUUCUAAAACACUGGAUUAAAGGGUCGAACCCUAGACUGGAGUGCCUAUUCACUCAUAGCAAACGAGGAGUCGGAAGUGAUGAAAAGUGUCUGUUGAGAGGGAUUGAGUACACGGAAGCACCUGCGUCAAGGGAGAAGAUAUUCAAUAUCAAUGAUGUGCCACCGGAGUCUUAUUUUGUUGAGGGAGGAGUUGAUAUCAAGAGAAAAGAUGGGAAGAUGGCGACACUUAUUAUCAGUUACACGGAGACGAGUGUGCCGGUCCAGAUAGAGAACGCGCGCAUUCUACAGCAGCACACCGCCUCAUCACCGUCGUCCUUCUCAUUGAUUCCCAUCAUCUCUUCUGCAGUCAUGACGUCUUUUUUCCCUCUCCUCAACCUCCCUUCCGAAGGGAUUCUCCACGUGCUCAAAUCAAUGGAUUAUGGAGAAUUCAUCAGUAUCUCAUUACUUUCCGAAAGAGCAAAGCGAGCCGUGGAAUCAACGAACUUGCAUUGUAGAAUGUCAUCUGCUGUCAUAUCCAAUCCGAUUAGGUUAUCUAUGACUUUUUACAAAGCACACGUGGAUUUGAGGUUCACAAUGGAUGAAGUUCGAAAGAAUCGAACAAAUGAUUUUUUGUCAUUGCCGAAAAAAGUGGAAGUGGAAUCGAAAAUUUAUAACAAUACACCAGUAAAGGAGGUAGAAUUGAGUGUGAAUGGACUCAGCCUCAAGAAAUGGUUCAAUCAUCUCAAAGCAAUUUUCCAUUUUUCCAAGUUAUAUUGCCUUCAAUUGAAUGAGAAUGUGUCCCGUUUUGAUAUCAACGAGCUGCGGACCAUGUUCCAUAUCUACGAUACACUCUAUAUCUUUAGUGAUAAUGGAUGGGAUGUGAAAUCAAUGUUGCAACAUUUCUCGUCUAGACGACUGGUGUUUGAUAAUGAUGUUUUUAAGAGACUGGAGAAUCCGUAUCAACUGUUAAUUCAAAAUUAUGAUGAACUUGGGAUAUCGCCAGAAUUAGAUUCACCAAAUACCUUGGAGUUGGAUGAUUUACUGACCAUAAAUAGUAAAUCAAUAAAUUUCUAUAGUUUAAACUGGGCGGAGAAAGAAGUCAACAGAUUUCUCAAACAUUGGGUGAAAGGGUCUAAUCCCCGAAUGGAAAUGCUUCGCAUUGAGUUUUUCUCACCAGAACUUCUCAACAAAUGUAAUAUUUUCAAAGGGAUUAAGGGCAAGGAAGUGCCUGCUGAUCAUACGAGAUGGUUCAAGUCCUACGAUGAAAAAGUCGAAGCUGUCAAAGGAGGAUUUGACUUCUAUAGACGUGAUGGGACAAAAGCUACAAUAGUUCUCGGGAAGUAUGGCAUCAAUAUGGUGGAAGUGUACGUCUGGUAUCCACAUCGUGUGGGAAAGGCGGAAGAAAUGGAAGACUAA